Messenger RNA from Nannospalax galili (Upper Galilee mountains blind mole rat), 4194 nucleotides. RefSeq names its product zinc finger MYM-type protein 5. The coding region runs from base 321 to 2213 and encodes 630 amino acids. Gene Ontology annotation, molecular function: zinc ion binding. Lineage: Eukaryota; Metazoa; Chordata; Mammalia; Rodentia; Spalacidae. The transcript has 8 exons. The record is from RefSeq and is a predicted model, not a curated record.
GGGAGCCCGGCUGGGGGAACCCGCGGCUUCAUCUUGGCCCACGGUGUCGGGCGCUCCACACCAUCGCGUGGGUCCCGAGGACGCCCAGGCGCCCACGCCGGAAAUGGCCGAGGGAAAGGCCUAAGUGUUCUGGAGUUGGAGAGGCCUCCUAGCUGUUGGUACUACAGCAUUUUUUUAUUUUGUCUUAGUCUAGGACCUGGAAUCACCUGAAGCAUUCGGCAGAAAUAAGGAAAACCUCUCUAUUGUAUGGCGUGGAUAAAUAUUCAGUGGGAGGAUUAGAGUUAACUGCACAGACUUAUCCUUUAUUGGGGAAUACGGCCAUGGCAACUUGCCUCACAGAUGUGGAUUCUUUUGGUGAUCCAGCUAGUUCUGUAGUCAGUACAUCUAGAAACUCACCAAUGGAAGAUGAUGAUGUUGUGUUUAUUGAAUCAAUACAACCUCCACUUUGUGCUCCAGCAGUAGCUGAUGAAAGAAACUUUGUAUUUAUGUCACCAAAACAUGAAAAGUCACCAGGAAAUUAUUAUCCAAUAAUUCUGCCUUCAAGAGAAUUGACUUCUCAGAAGGGAAAUAUAUGUGAAACAAUUGUUAUUGAUGAUGAAGAGGACAUAGAAACAGUUGGAAAGAAGGAGAAAAAUUCUACCAAUUUUACUGAAUGGAGACCUUAUAGAAAUAAAAAUAGUCCCAAAGAUUUGGAUUUCAUCACUUCCAGUCUGUCAAGAAGUAAGACCAAGACUGGAGUAGGACCUUUUAAUCCUGGUAGGAUGAAUGUGGCAGAUGUACUUCAGAAUGGAAGAUUUACAACUCAUCCCAAUCCUGAUUCUUGGAUUUCCCAGUCAGCAUCAUUUCCCCAUAAUCAGAAGCAACCAGGAGUGGAUUCUUUAUCACCAGUGGCCUUGCUUCCUAAACAGAAUUUCCAGACCUCAACCCAGCAUCUUACUAAACCAACUAAAAUCACCUGUUCAAACUGCAAAAAUCCUUUACAGAAGGGGCAGACUGCUUAUCAACAAAAAGGAUCAAUUCAUCUCUUUUGUUCUACAACCUGCCUUUCUUCUUUCUCUCAUAAAUGUACUCGAAAGACACGAAAUGUAGCAUGGAGAAAAGAUGCACCUACAAAGAAGGCUACUGUUGUUUCUUCAGUGGAAUCAAACAAAUCCUUACAAGAAUUCUGUAGUACAUCUUUUUCUCCCUAUGAAGACUACCAGAAUUUUAGAAAAGGAAUUUUUAAUAAGUCAAGAUGUACAAUGUGUAGUAAAUUAGGAGAGGUUCGUCAUGAAAUCAGUGUUAAUAACAUAACACAUAAACUUUGUAGUAACCACUGCUUUAAUGAGUAUAGGUCGACCAAUGGUUUAAUAAUGAACUGCUGUGAACAGUGUGGAGAAUACAUGCCCAAUAAGAAUACUGGAAACAAUGUCCUCAUUAGAGGUCAGCAGAAGAGAUUUUGCUGCCAAAAUUGUAUCGAUGAAUAUAAUGAGAUAAUGGAAACAAAAUCAAAAACAUCAGCUUCAGAUAACAGAAAAAGGAAUGCUGUCAGAGAAGAAAAUGAAAAAAAGUUAUAUGAAUCAUCAAGUACACUUUCAGAAAAAACAGAAAUACCAGAAAAAAAGGAAAAGAUUUCUGAGAUAAAAGUUUCAGCAAAAUGUAGCCCAGAUACAUUAUUGAACAAACAGACUGUGAAUUUACCUUCUAUGCCAGCAAUAGCUGAUAAAUUUCAAGGGCAACUGGAAGACAAAAAUUCGAAAGACUUUAGUAUGUCUAUUGUGCUUUCUUCAGAUCCAGGUACAUGGCCCCGCAUUUUGAAUAUUAAACAGCGUGAUAUUCUUAUUGAAAAUGAUCCACCUCAAGUAAGAAACUUUAAUUUCCCAAAAGACAAUACAGGGAGGAAGUUUUCAGAAACUUACUAUACACGAAUUCUUCCAAGCGGUGAAAAAGCUACUAGGUCCUGGUUACUUUAUUCAGCUGCCAAAGAUUCUGUAUUUUGCCUCUAUUGCAAACUCUUUGGGGAAGGGAAAAAUCAACUGAAAAAUGAGAAUGGGUGCAAAGAUUGGCAACAUUUGUCACAUAUUCUAAGCAAACAUGAAGAAAGUGAAAUGCACAUUAAUAAUAGUGUUAAGUAUUCAAAAUUAAAGUCUAGCUUGAAAAAUAAAACUGAUAAAACCAUAGAACACAGAUUAUAUGAAGAUGGGGAGAAUGGAGUGCUGCUGUUAUACACAUAAUAUCCUGAGUCUGCUUUUUGACACAGCAUUGUCUUAUAUUACCCAGAAAAAUUUAUACCAUAAGCCAGUAUCAUAUGAUGCUGUUAAAUAGAUGAACUUAUAAGAGUUCAUUAGCAGUGCUAGAGCAAAUAAAUAGUAAAGAAUGUUCCUUGUCCAAAUUUAAAAGCAGUUGGAGUAAAUGGUCAUUAUUGCAGAUUUUAGUAAAAGACAGUUUUAAUUUUCUGUCUAUCAGUUUUAAAGUUGGUUUUAUUGGACUGCUAUUUAAUGGGCUUGAGAGGAAGGAAAAACUUUAGUUUGAUAAGAUAUAUAUGUCAAGUAUUCUCAAUGUCAUUAAAUAAAAAUUUUCAAACAGUUUAAGAAUAGAAUGGGAUCUUAAACUACAGAUUUUUGCUUUUAAACCAAAUACUUGUGCUUUAUUUCUUUUGAAGAAAACAUUCUAUUAACAGGACUGUUCAUUUAUUAUAGUAAAUAUAGGUAAUUUGUAUUUUAUUGGUUUUAUAUUUUUUGUUUUUAAUUUAUAAAUGUUUUAGCCUACAUUACAUGAGAACUAUAAGUAUAAAGAAUAUAUACCUAUUUUUAUGUUGGUAUGAAUAUAAGAAAUAUUAAAUAUAUGUAUAGAGAGAGAGUUAACCUUCCAGUUGUUCUAGUUUGUUUUACCUGUGAAAUGAGACUCAGUGUGUGAAAUUUGAGAAAUUAUGGAUCUAAGGUUUUUAGAUGGCCAACUCAAGUCCUCAUGACCAUGAAUUUAUAAUUUUCCCUUUUGCUUCUGAUUUCUGAUGCCAGCUUUAUCAUCUAUGAAGUUCUUUUUUAAACUUUUAUUUUUAUGUGUAUGAAUGUUAUGCCUGCAUGUAUGUUAGUACACCUGUGUCGUGCAGUGCCCAUGGAGAACUGAAGAUGGUAUUGGAUCCCCUGGAACUAGAGUUAUGGACAGUUGUUAACCACCAUGUGGGUGCUGGGAUUCAAACCUGGGUCUUCUGCAAGAGCAGUCAGUGCUCUUAACCACUGAACCAGCCUACCAUUUAUUAAGUUCUUAUGCAUACGUGAGCUUUUUUCCUUUUGGAGCUUUUCUUGUAAAAUAGAGUAGCAUAUUAGCCAUUACCUAAGGAGAUGCUUCCUUCUAGGUGGGAAUACUUGGAAACUCUGUGAUUCUGUUGCAUGAGCCUAUUUUUUAGAAUACCCACCAAACCAUUCUUGUUAUUGUAGCUCUUCAUAGUGAAGAUGAUGUUCAGUUGGUAAAGUGCUUUUCUAGCAUGCACAAAGCUGUACAUUGAUCCUCAGCAUGGCAUUAACCUGGUGUAGCAACAGCUAUAUAGUCAUAGCAGUGGUGUGGUAGAGGCAAAAGUUAAUCCUGUUCCACAUAGCAAGUUUGAAGCCAGCCUGGGAUACAUGAGACACUGUCUCAUUUUUAAAAAGUUGAUUUUAUGGUUUUUUGACAACUGAGUCAUUUAAUCAUUCAGACUUGGAUCUAAGCCACAUAUGGCAGCUUACACUUAUAAUCCAAGCACUCAGGAAGUUGAGGCAAGAGGAUUGUCAGGUUUUUGAGACCAACCUGGGAUACAUAGUGAGGUCCAGAUUGGCAUAAGCUACAAUGUGUAGGAGAGAGACAGACAGACUUGGAUGUAACAGUGGCUUUGAUAUGUCUCUAAAAACUUCAGUUUACUCUUAGAGGCCAAGAAUAUAUAGAUACACUUGGCUCAAAAAGAAAAAAAAAAGUUGGGGCUGGAGAGAUGGCUCAGUGGUUAAGACCACUGACAUCUCUUGCAGAAGACAUGGGUUCAGUUCUUAGCAUCCAAAUGGUGAUUGACAACCUUCUGUGACUCUAUUUCCAGGGGAAUCCAAUGUUCUCUUGGGCCUCUGCAGGCAUUGUAUUGUCAUGGGUGUACCUAUCUACAUCCAAACAAUAAAAUUAAAAAAAAAAAUUUCAUCUUUAAUCCCAGCACUUGGGAGGCAGAGGCAGGUGGAUCUCUAUGAGUUUGAGGCC